Chara braunii is the source of this 1242-nucleotide messenger RNA. Lineage: Eukaryota; Viridiplantae; Streptophyta; Charophyceae; Charales; Characeae. The record is from the annotation of a GenBank genome assembly.
CGAUGAGCGACAUGUCGUCGUCCUCACGCGACAUGCUGACGCAGCUCUGUAAACGAAGAGCGCUGUUGCAGCGCAUUGCCGAAGCGCCAGAUUGCAUGGUCACGUGUGAGGCAGUCGUCCAGUUGUGUGUCGCGCUGUCAUCUGGCGUUUUCCCAUGGCAGCCCCCGCGUUGGUGGAUUAAACGACGGACUGGCGGAACAUGGGAGGAUCUCGCCUCUGUGAUGACGCGACAGACGAGUACUACCACCAGAAGUUGCGCAUGUCGAUGGCCAUGUUCAAUCAGAUCGUAGCCGCGUGCGCUGCGUACCUAGAGAAGAAGGUGACGCACUAUAGGAUGUCAUUGCCAGUGGAGCAAGUGAUCGCUUUCGCGUUGUACAGGUGGGCGUCAGGAGAGACGUACGAGAGCGGCAUGUCAGCCUUCGGCAUCGGCAGGGCAACUGGACUGCAGGCCGUCCGCGACGUCACUUUGGCGCUGCUGCAGGCAUACCCCGACGCGAUCAAGUGGUCAGUUGGCCGUAGACGUGCGCAGAUUCUGCGCGCAUUCCGUGACAAGGGUUUUCCGAACUGCUUCGGCGCGAUCGACUGUACACACAUCUACAUUGACAAGCCCGUCGGCGCACCCUGCACACAACUACUACGAACGCAAACAGAAGUUCUCCAUGCAGGCGCAGGUGGUGGUGGAUUUGGAUCUGCGGAUCCUCGACGUCCACAUCGGAUACCCGGGAAAAAUGCACGACGUCUGUGUCCUGCAGGCGUGCAGAAGCUGUCGUAUGGAGGAAUCGACCAAGAUCGUGACAAGGAGUGCUUCGACACGCGGCAGAAGGUGGCGCGGGGGUUUGUGGAGAGGGCAUUCGGGCGACUGAAGUGCAGGUGGCGUUUGUUCUUGCGCACCCACAAGACGAACCUGGAGACCUUGCCACAGCAAUUCGUGGCCGUGUGCACUCUCCACAACAUCCUCCUCGAUGCGGGGAUCGACUUCGAUGAGAACCUUUUGUGGGAGGUGGAUGAGAAUGGCAUUUGGCGUAGAGUAGACGUGGGCAUUGUGGGGAACAGCGCGGGCGGGCAGCGACGGAGCACGAACGUGGACGGGGACUUGUUGCAGGAUGCACUUCGAGACCGCCUAGCUCUGAUGUAUGACCGUGCGGACGGGAGGGGGAGCGGGGGGGGGGGGGCGAGAGGACGUGGGUUGGUGCGAUUGGCAGGCGGGUGGAAUUGACACGUGGUCCGUGUCCAUUGGCGUCG